AUGUUAAUAUUUUUAUUUUACUUUUUUUUUUUUUUAAAUAAUUUUCUAUGGAAAUUAUAUUUAACUAGUGCUGAACGAAAAUCAACAACAAACGAAUUAAAUAUAGAAGAAGAAGAAGAACAACAACAACCAACAACAACAACAGCACGUCAAGCAAAAUCUAAAGCACUUGAAGCCCUUUCAAUUAGCAAUAAUAAACGUCGAAUAGAAACUGAUUCUGAUUUAAACGAAGAUCAAGAAGAUAAUAGAAAACGAACAUCAUCAUCUCGUCAUAGUAUUGUUCAUGCAACAAGUACUAUAAGACGUCGUAAAAGACAAAGUGAAAAAUUAUCCAAUAUAAAAACAUUGAAACGUCAACGACAAUCAUCGUCUGAAGAAGAAGAAGAAGAAGAAGACGAUAAUAAAACCAAACCGAAAAGAAAUUCUGCACCUAUUUUCUCUCAUCAUAAUCGACGAAAACAAAGUGAUUCGGAAAAACAAAGUGAAAGUACAGAUACGGGGAACCUUUGUGUUAGACGAAGAACAGGCGGACGAGAACAAAGUACAGUUGUAAGUGAUCCUUCAACUAGUAAUAAUCGUCGAUCACGUCGUUAUACAACGAAAUCUUAUAUUGAUUAUUUGACAACGGGUCAAUCGUCUUCUAGUCAUUCAUCGGUACCUGUCACCAAUAUCACCGGUACAGAUAGCCGAUCGUGUCAUACAAAUAAUACCGGUGUUACAUCUCCAAAUAAUCCUUUACAUUUAUUUAAUUCUUCAACAUAUUAUCAUCAAAAUUCUUCAUCUCCUCCGCCGUCAUCAUCAUCAGCACAAACAUAUUCUGGUAUUGUACCAACAACAUCAUCAACAUCUCCAUUUGUUGCUAGCAGUACACAUCGAACUAUAAAACAAUCCCUACAAAUGUCGACUGAAAGUGAUACCGAUCCAGAUAAUAGUCCAACAGCACGUGAUAUUCUAAAUGAUACAAGUUUUGCUCGUAGUGCUGCAAGUAGUGGUUCAGCAAGUGCAGCAUUAUUUCAUACAUUAUCGGGUCGUGUUCAACAUUUAAUGAGUAGAGUUGGAGGCGGAAGUCCAAUUAAUGGACGUUUACAACAAUAUAUCCAAGGAUUACAAUCAUCCGAUCCUGAUGUUAAAUUAACAACACUUAAUGAAUUAUGUUCUUUUCUUGUUAUGAGUAAUGAAGAUACAUUACCAGGAUUUCAAUUUCGUGCAUUGUAUCCACCAUUACGUGAUUGUUUAGCAGAUGAAAAUGAAGCAAAUGCUGAAAUAGCUUUGACAGCAUGUCGAGCAUUAACAUAUCUUAUGGAAGCAUUACCACGUUCAGCUAUUCAAGUUGUUGAAGCUACACCAAUAUUUUUAAAUAAACUACGAAGUAUAACAUCAAUUGAUAUAGCUGAACAAGCAUUAACAGCAUUAGAUAUGAUAGCAAAACGAAAUGCAAAACAAAUUCUUAUAUCUGAUGGUAUUGGUGCAUGUCUUGAAUAUAUUGAUUUUUUUUCUAUAACAUCUCAACAUAAAGCAUUAUCUAUAGUUGCCAAUUGUUGUAUACAUAUUGUCACAUCCAAUGAUUUUAAAUAUAUUCGUGAACAUUUAGAAAAUUUAUCGAAUCGUUUACGUUCGGAUGAUAAAAAAACUAUUGAACAUAUUUGUUCAAUAUUUACACGUUUAGUAGAAAAUUUUUAUCGUGAUUCAACAAUAUUAUGUGAAAUAGCAUCACAAGAAUUACUUAAAACAAUGCAAACAAUGAUUAUUGUACAACCAUCAUUAAUAAAUAGUAUAACAUUUGUUAGUAUUAUUCAUAUGCUUUAUAUUUUUUCGGCUUAUUGUCCAAUACUUGCUGUUACAUUACUUAAAAUGAAUAUAGCAGAAACAUUAAUAUGUCUUUUAACGGGUUCAGUUGAAGGUAAAAUUAUAACAAAAAAAUCUAUAACAUAUAAAUCUGCUGCUUUAUCAUCAAUAAAUGAAACAAUAACAAAUAUGACAACAAUACAACAAAUAAAUAAUAUUGAACUUAUAUCACGUACACCACAAGAAUUAUAUGAAAUUGUUUCAUUAAUUGGAGAAAUAAUGCCAAAAUUACCUAUUGAUGAUCCAUUAUUUCAAGUUGAUCAAUUAUUUCGAGCUGGUAGAGGAUAUGAUGCUAAUGCUAAUGGUUAUGUUUUAUGGCAUUGGCAAGAUGAUCAAGGUCAAUUACGUCCAUAUACAUUUCAAGAUUCUCGAACAAUCGAACAUGCUUGGCAACAGCAUGAAGAAGAAGUUCAAUUAGUUAUAUCUGGACGAAAUUAUCUUCUUGAUUUACAACAAUUACAACAAAUCAAUGAAGAAACAAAUCAAGCACGUUUUAUUAAACGUAUUGUUACACCAGGUUCACCUAAUCCUAUAGAAACAACAAUAUCACCUCCUUCAUUAUCAACAGAUGAAUCAACAAAUAAUGUAUCACCUCAACCAACAACAACAACAAUAAAUAAUACAAUUGAUGUUCGAACAGAAAUAUUAAAAGAUAAUAUUGAAUUAUAUAAUUCAUUUGUACAAUCAUUAUUUCCUAUUCUAUAUGAAGUUUAUAAUACAUCAGCUGGACCAGCUGUAAAACAUCGUUGUUUACAAACAAUACUUCGUAUGAUAUAUUAUUCAUCAUCUGAUUUACUUGAAACAAUUUUAAAACAACAAUCUAUAUCAUCAAAUAUAUCAUCAAUGCUUGCAUCAUGUGAUUAUAAAAUUGUUAUUGGUGCAUUACAAAUAUCAGAAAUUUUAAUGAAAAAAUUACCUGAUAUAUUUUCUGUAUAUUUUUAUCGUGAAGGUGUUGUACAUCAAAUUGAAAUUCUUAUUGGAUUUGGUAUAACAUCAUCAACAAAUUUACCAAUAUCACAUACACAUCAUACAACAACAAGUCAAAGUGAACUUAAUCUUGUUCAUAUGAAUGAACCUUCUUCAACACCAACCAUUCCUGGACUUGGUGAAUCUUUUGAUGAUCAACAAAUUCAUUCAUAUAAUAAUGAUUCUUCAUCAACAUCAAAACCUCAAGCAUUUCCAUAUCGAACAACAACAUCAUCUCGUCGUCAUCAAACAGAAUCAACUACAACCAAAGUUGAAACACGUUCACAACGUUCACGUAUACCUCCAACAUCAUCAAGUUCUCGUACUAAACCAUCAUUACAUUCAGUAUUUGAUGAAAUGGCAUCAUCAACAUCACCUCCGGAGGCAUCAACAUCAUCAUCAAUACCUAUUGGUCGUGGUCGUUCAAUACGUAGUGGGGCUACGAAUUCAGGUUUAUUUCGUCCAUCAACUUUUGAUCCGUCAUCAAAUUAUGGAUUAACAACAAAUAAUCGAUCUCAUCCAACUACACCUAUUUAUGUACCAUCACCUUAUUUACAACAACAUGCAUAUACAUAUGCAACAAGUGCACCAGCUGCAGCUUCAUUAACUAGUUUAUCAUCUCGACAACAAUCUCAAAUAACAUUAACAACACAAGAAAAAGCAAAACUCAAAGAAUGGAUACAUAAUCAAGCACAAAAUUUUCGUACAAAUUAUUUUUCAAAUAAUUCUUCAACAUCAAAUAUAGCUUUACAAAUAAUAAAUCGUUUAGCAUCAGCUGUUGAUAUAUUACAUAUUGGAAAAGAUCAUAUAGAAAAUACAAAAGCAUUACGUGAUAUAUCAAAUAUAAUAGCUAAAGGUGAUGUAACACCAUUUGAAAUGGUACAUAGUGGUUUAAUAACAAAAUUAUUUCAAUAUUUAACUGAUCAUACAUCAUUACCAAAUGAUCGAUUAGAUAGAUUAAAAUUAUUUUUAAAUAUAUUUAUGAAUAUACCAUAUGAGAAUACAAAUGAUAAUGAAAAAGAUUUAAAACAUUUUAUUAUUGAUCUUUAUCAUACACAAUUAAAUAAUGGAAAAUCUAAUCAAAAUAUUUUAAGUCAUUUAAUUUGUAAAUUACAUGGAUGUAUUAAUCAACUUGAACAGUUUCCUAUUAGAGUUAAUGAUGUUACUGGUCGAUCUGUUCAUAGUUCAGCUCUUCGAUUAAUAUCAACUCAUCAACUUAAAUGUAGUCUUAUUCGACAUCCACAAUGUAAAACAUUAAAACAAUGGAAUAGUAGUCCGGUGAAAAUCGAUCCAUUUGCACUUGUAUCAACUAUUGAAAAAUAUUUACUUUUACGUGGUGUAGCUAGUAGUACAAAUGAUGAUUCAUCUGGUAUAGUUGAUGAUGAAGAAAGUGAAGUAUCCAAUGAAUCUGAUGCCGAAGAUGUUAUUAAUGUUCUUACACAUUCAUCAACAAUGAGACUUGAAUUUUUAAUUAAUGAUCAUAUUAUACCAAAUAAUAUGACUUUAUAUCAAGCUGUUCGACUUGAUGGUGAAUCGGAAACUGAUACUGAUGAAUCAGUAGUAUCAUCAUCUAAUAUAUGGACACAUGUACAUACAAUUCAUUAUCGUCAAUUAACAAACUCUUCAUCAACAGUACCAGCUGUUAGUACAGCUAUUGGUGCUGCUAGUACAACAACGUCAUCAAAUCGUUUACGACAAACAACAGCAACAGCUAAUACACAAAGUUCAUCAUCAAAAUCUUCGAAAAAACCAAGUAAAACUACAAAACGUUCACCUAUACCAACAACAAUUGAUGAAUUAUGGAUAAAUGGUCAAUGUUCAAAAUCUAAAUCUUUAUUAAUAUCAACUUUAGAUGAAUCUCUAUCAUCAAUAUUAACAAUAAAUGAUUUAUCAUUAAAUGCUAUAUCAUUACUUCAUAUAUUAAAUAGUUUAAAUCUUUAUUGGUAUGAUCUAUAUUAUCAUACAAAUACAAUGUUAAAUCAUCAUAAUUUAUCUUUAACAUUAACAUCAAAAAAUGAAUAUUUGUCAACUAAAUUAACAUCAAAAGUAAAUAGACAAUUACAAGAUCCAAUUGUUAUUAUGAUGGGACGUAUACCAUCAUGGAUAACUGAAAUGGGUUAUACAUGUUCAUUUUUAUUUCCAUUUGAAACACGUCAAAUGAUUUUUUAUCCAUGUGCAUUCGAUCGUGAACGUGCAAUGCAAAGACUUUUAGAUAGUUCAGAUAUGUUAACACAACAACAUAAUAAUGAUCAAAAUGAUAGACAAUCAGUUGUACCAAGAAUUGAAAGAAAAAAAGUUAAAUUAUCACGAGGAAAUAUACUUUCUGAAAUGGAAAAAAUUCUUGAUAAUUGGAAUUCAAAACAAUUUUUAGAAGUUCAAUAUGAAGAUGAAGUUGGUUUUGGUCUUGGUCCAACAUUAGAAGCAUAUUCAUUAUUAUCAAAAGAAUUACAGAAAAAUGGUUUAGAACUAUGGAGAACAGAUAAAAUUUUUGAUUCACAUAAAGAUAAAGAUAUACCAAUGCCUGAAUAUGUCGAUACACGUCAUGGUCUUUAUCCUGCACCAUUAGGUCGUAAUGCAAAAGCAAAUGUAAUUACAAAAGUUCGUCAAAAAUUUAAAUUUCUUGGAAAAUUUAUGGCUAAAGCAUUAAUGGAUUCAAGAAUGAUUGAUAUGCCAUUUAGUGUUAUUUUUUAUAAAUGGAUGUUAGGAGAAGAAGAAAGUUUAAAUCUUGAAGAUCUUAUUCAUAUAGAUACAAAUUUAUAUGAACAAUUUAAAAAAUUACAAACAAUUGUAUUAAUACGUGAUAAAAUAAUGAUACAAAAUCAACAAACAAAUCAACAAAUAACAAUAAAUAAAUUAAAUAAUAAAAAACGUUUAAAAUCAAAAGAUGAUUCACCAUUAGAACAUGUCACAUAUUCAAAUAUAUUUGAUGAAAAUGAUUCAAGAUUAUUACUUGAUGGUUGUAAAAUAGAUGAUUUAUCACUUGUAUUUACAUUACCUGGUUAUCCAAAUAUUGAAUUGAAAAAAGGUGGAAAAGAUUGUUCAGUUACAAUACAAAAUCUUGAUCAAUAUAUAAAUUUGGUUGUCUAUUGGACAUUAGUUGAAGGUGUUCGACGUCAAUUUGAAUCAUUUCGUGAUGGAUUUAAUUCAAUAUUUCCUAUUAGCCAUUUGAAAUGUUUUUAUCCCGAUGAACUUCAUCAAGUAUUUUGCGGUAGCGGUUCAACAGAAUUAUGGGAUCUUAAAGUUUUACUUGAAUCAACACGUUGUGAUCAUGGAUAUAAUUUGAACAGUCGAGCAGUUAAAUGGCUUUUUGAUAUAAUGGUUAAUUUUGAUAUUGAUGAACAAAGAGCAUUUUUACAAUUUGUUACUGGUAGUCCACGAUUACCUGUUGGAGGUUUUCGAAUGCUUCAUCCUCCAUUGACAAUUGUUCGAAAAACAGCUGAAAAUAAUAGUGAUAAUACCAAUUCGGAUUCCUUUUUACCAAGUGUAAUGACCUGUGUCAACUAUCUCAAAUUGCCAGAUUAUUCAUCAAAAGAAAUAAUGAAAUUGAAACUAACAACAGCGAUACGAGAUGGUCAAUAUGCGUUUCUAUUAUCUUGA
Rotaria sp. Silwood1 is the source of this 6408-nucleotide messenger RNA. Lineage: Eukaryota; Metazoa; Rotifera; Eurotatoria; Philodinida; Philodinidae. The record is from the annotation of a GenBank genome assembly.